AAUGAAUUUUAUAUUCUGUUUAAUCUGUUUUUAUGUUUUGUGUCUUGAUAAAUCGAAAUUUGAUUAUCUCUUCAAAAGCUGUGUACAAUUUAACAGUUUUAAAAAAGUAUUUAAACCUGCAACAAGUACGGCGAGAAAAAUGACUUUACAGCUUUUAUGGACACUUAUGCUAGCAGUACUAAGCGUUCAGAUUAAAGCCCAAUCUACACAAAAUGAUAUAAAUAUAUUGAUUGAAAAUACCAUUUUAUCGUCUAUAGAUGAAACCAUUAAACCGUGUGAGGAUUUUUAUGCCCAUGCCUGUGGCAAGUAUGCGGAGCAACACUCAUCAGAGGAUUAUAAGGAAAUAACCACUUUAUUGGAUUUACAAUAUAAUAAAUUUAUUUUACAACUAUUUGAUGCAGUGUAUCGGGACUAUCAACAAGAUUCUGAUAAAUCUGAUACAUUUAUAGCGAAAACAUUGGCUUAUUUUCAUUCGUGUCGCAGAGAAACUAAAAGAAAUUUAACAAAAUACUUUGAACAUAUUGAACCAGGACCACAGCUUAAUUGGCCCUUAUGGGAGGAGUUAAGAAAUAACGCUACUAAACCUUUUCUAUGGGCCGAUGAGCAAUCAUUUGAUAUGUGGACUCUAUUGGGCACAUUACAGUCUUACGGUUUAAAUAAUGUCUUGAUAAAUCAACAAAUUUUAGUAAAGAAAAAUGGUGAUUUAGAAAUAAUGCUAGAACCUGCAUAUCGAGAGAAUAAUUCGACUUUACCGGACUUGAAGAUGUUAGCUGUUUUAUUAAUGGGUCUGGGAGUAGCGCAACCUAAAAUGUUUUUAUUAAAUCUUUUACAAACCAAUAAGAUUUUGGUGGAUAUUUUGGAAAGUUGUGAAGAGCACAAAGGGAAUGUUCAACAAUUGACUUAUAAGGAUUUGAAAUCACAAUUUGAAAAUCUAAAUUUAAGUUCAUUUGUCAAGGAACUAGUUAACCGAGAAUUAUCGGCAGAUACUGUAAUUAUAUUAAGAAAUCCCCAGUAUUUUCAAAACUUAAAUGAAAAGCAAAAUGUAAAAAAAUCUGAUUGGUGUAAUUAUUUAAUGUUAAAAUUUCUUCAUUUUUUGGCUUUGGAUAGUACAGCUACUUUCAAAAGUUUGGAUUGUAUUAAGGAUUUAAGAAAUAAAAUGGAUUUAGCGGUAAAUUAUCUAUUUUAUCAACACAACUAUGGUCACAAAGCUGAUCUCUAUAAACCCAUUAUUCUGGAAGUAUUUCAAAACAUAAAAGCGAAAUUUCAAAAACUAUUCCUAGAAAAUCAUUUAAAUUUAACUUUACAACAACAACAAUUUCUACAAGAAAAGUUGCAAUAUGUUAAGCUAAAUAUAGGAAACUUACCGCAAGACGUAACAUUUAUUAAAAUUGAAAAAUUUUAUGAAAAUUUGCCAACAUUGGAUAUAACAAAUUACUAUAAAAAUCAUCUUCUCCUACUGAAACAUGGUCAUCAAAACACCCUCCAUUAUAAACCAAAUCAAACGCACCACCACUAUUCUAGAGGUGCUUUAGGCAGUAGGCCAGCAGCAUUUUAUGUUGCCCAACAAAACAUGAUCGUAUUACCCUUUAGCAGUCUACGUUAUCCACUUUUCGAUAUACACUAUCAUGAUGUCUACAAAUAUUCUCAUUUAGGUUUUAUAAUGGCUCAUGAGUUGUCGCACAGUUUCGAUACAUUUGGUCUUAAUUAUGAUAGUAAAGGAGAAUUUGUAAAAUCUCCACAUCAUAUAUUGGCCAAUGAAAAUUUUCUCGCCGCCCUAGAAUGUUUGCAGUCUCAACUUUUUACCAAUAGUAUAGAUGAACGUAUAGCGGAUAUUAUUGCCAUAGACAUCAGUUAUGAUCUACAUGAAACUAAACUAAAUAAAGAUACUCCAGCAGAUGUACGUACUAGUUGGAAUAAAUAUUUCUACUUAAAUUUGGCGCAGUUUUUUUGUGGUAAAAACGAUAUAAAAUUUAUUGAUCACGACACAGAUGCACUACUCGAAAUGCAGCAACACAUCCCUUAA
Lucilia cuprina (Australian sheep blowfly) is the source of this 2023-nucleotide messenger RNA. RefSeq names its product neprilysin-3-like. Bases 2 to 2023 code for a protein of 673 amino acids. Gene Ontology annotation, biological process: protein processing. Gene Ontology annotation, cellular component: plasma membrane. Gene Ontology annotation, molecular function: metalloendopeptidase activity. NCBI's taxonomy places the organism in Eukaryota, Metazoa, Arthropoda, Insecta, Diptera, Calliphoridae. The transcript has a single exon. The record is from RefSeq and is a predicted model, not a curated record.